This is a messenger RNA of Nymphaea colorata (pocket water lily), 777 nucleotides long. RefSeq lists its product as uncharacterized. Lineage: Eukaryota; Viridiplantae; Streptophyta; Magnoliopsida; Nymphaeales; Nymphaeaceae. Gene Ontology annotation, biological process: phosphorylation. The transcript has a single exon. The record is from RefSeq and is a predicted model, not a curated record. Gene Ontology annotation, molecular function: protein kinase activity. Bases 1 to 777 code for a protein of 258 amino acids.
AUGUCUUUCCGCGGCUUGGGUUUCUUUCCUUUCCCUGCUCUUGUGAUUGAUCUUCUCCUGGCUUCUACAGUAGUGUCCAAUCCCAACAGUACGAAUUUCUGCAGUUCCCCUUUCAACUGCAGCAACUCAACUCCAAUUCUCUUCCCCUUCAGUUCUCUCAAUUCUUCUUGUGGUGUCAACCUCAUAUCAUGCAACGGGAACGUCACUAAGAUUCAUCUAUUCAACAGCGAUUUCAUUGUUAAAAGAAUCACAUACCUUGAUCGUGGCUUGAAUGUUUGCUACCAAGAUUCGUAUGGGACAAAACGUUGCUCAUCACCUCAAAACUUCAGCUUCUCUGGAAGACUCCUUACUAGUGGUUUCCGGCUCUUUGGUCCCAAACUUACCUUCUUCAGGUGCAAUUCUGCUAAUGAUGGGCUUCUGCAACCUCCGUCCUCAUGGAAGAGAAAUGACUGUGCUGAUGGCUCUUUGCUGUAUUAUUAUUACAGUCCACAGGAACAGAUAAAGCUGCCUCUUGAUGUCCAUCGCAUCAAUUGUCCUAUGUAUGAAAUCCCUGCUGGUGUUGAGGAGUCCGAGUCUGCAAACUUUUCUGCCAUAUUGAGUGGUGGAUUUUUUCUUCGCUGGAGGUUUGAUUGCCUCAAGUGUACUACCAGUGGGGGCCAGUGUGUAUUUGGAGAAGAUGACGCCCCUGCUUGUUACUGCGAAGAUGGAUCAGUGCACCAUACAAAUUGCUCUGAUGGAUCAUCUUCAAAAUCAGCUGGUAGCGUGAUAUACUCCUGA